Dentiscutata erythropus is the source of this 1380-nucleotide messenger RNA. The record is from the annotation of a GenBank genome assembly. NCBI's taxonomy places the organism in Eukaryota, Fungi, Glomeromycota, Glomeromycetes, Diversisporales, Gigasporaceae.
AUGACAUCUGUGAAUCCUUCUAACACUGCAACUCGUUCCGCGUCUCAACAACCAACUGUUCCAUCAACAGCCCAACAACCAACUGUUCCAUCAACAGCCCAACAACCAACUGUUCCAGCAACAACAGCUCAACAACCAACUGUUUCAUCAACAGCAGCACAACAACCAACUGUUCCAUCAACAGCAGCACAACAACCAACUGUUCCAUUAACAACUCAACAGUCUUUCGACCAACAACCAACUGUUAGCACUAAUGUUGCUCAACAACCCACUGGUGUAGGUGGCGUUUCUGUACCACAAGUUCCAUGUUUUGGUCGAGGCCAAGGUCGUGGUCGUGGUUUUACAUCAGGCGGUCCAGGAUUAUUCGAAGUUUCUCCAGAAGGUGAAAUUCUUCAUGAAGGAAUACCACAAAGUAAAGAACUUGAACAUCUUGCUCAAUUAAAAGAGAUUGCAUCCGAACAUGCCCGUCAAGAGUCUUUAGGCGCUUAUGGAAUCCCUAAAGGCAGUGCUGCUAGUCUCGCGCGUAUCAAAGAAACUGGUAUUCCUCCAUUGUCAGUUCAGGGUAUGGUCGCACCUGCAGACACAGUUAAUGAAGAUGAAUUGGUUAAAGAACUUAAGGAAGAAGCGGAACAACGACGCAUAUACGAAUCGACACAUAUGGGACGUGUUCCUGUAGUUGGACCUGCAAAUAAAGUCGCUGAAGCUGCCGAAAAACUUGAACAUGUAGUAAAAAUUAAUAAAGGUGAAGAAAUUUCACCUAUUGCCCAAUAUCGAAAACCUAUAAUUGCAAAUAAUAACCGUUCAAGGGCAAUAAUUACAACUUCUAUUUCUGAACAAGGUGAACUACUUCAUGAAGGUGUUGCGCAUAGCAAGGAAUUGGAUCACCUUGCCCAAUUGAAGGAAGUUGCUGCGGAGCAUGCUAAACGUGAAGGUACGGUAGCCGGUGUUCCUCGUGGAAGUACUACCUCGGUUGCUCAAUCCGCUAUGGGUAAAUAUGCCACUGCUUUAAGUGAAGAAAUUGGUGUUCCAGCAUUAACUGUUCAAGGCAUGGUUUCUCGCACGGGUCGUCCUGUUGAUGAGCGUAAAUUAGCAGAAGAGUUGAAGGAAGAAGCACAGCAACGUGCAGAUUAUGAGAUGAAGUUCUUUGGCAGCGUUUCAUCUACGGGACCUGCAGCAAAGGUUGAAGAAGCUGCGGAAAAACUAGCUCAAGUUCUGAAAAUCGAUGAUGUCCAAGUCCCAACAAGCGUUCCUGAUCAACCAAUAACUGACACUUCAUCCGGACGACCACAAGAAAAAACUGACUCAUCCAGUCAACAAUCUGUGCAACGAAGUAUUUCCGCUUCGCGAACUACUGCUGAUGAGCCGCAAAUUAACGAAUAA